This is a messenger RNA of Eleginops maclovinus (Patagonian blennie), 1276 nucleotides long. RefSeq names its product wingless-type MMTV integration site family member 2 (gene wnt2). The record is from RefSeq and is a predicted model, not a curated record. NCBI's taxonomy places the organism in Eukaryota, Metazoa, Chordata, Actinopteri, Perciformes, Eleginopidae. The transcript is spliced from 5 exons. Gene Ontology annotation, molecular function: frizzled binding; cytokine activity. Gene Ontology annotation, biological process: canonical Wnt signaling pathway; neuron differentiation; multicellular organism development. Bases 208 to 1260 code for a protein of 350 amino acids. Gene Ontology annotation, cellular component: extracellular region.
AUUCGCUGGACUAUUAAGACUCUCGCUCUGAACUUCUCCCCCCUCAGAAGCGCUGUGCCACCGGGAGCCAGAGGAGGCCAUGGCGCAACUUUUUACUCACAAACCUCCACCCAACAACUCUCCUGUGAUGACAUAUUUUUAAUCCGAGUUUGAAAUUUUCUUUUAUCCGUGGAAAUGCUCCGUCCAGAUCCCUAAAGUGUGGUGACUAUGAACUUAUUGCCAAGUGGAAUAUGUUUUUAUUUAUCUGUAGCAAUCUGCUGGCUGACGGCCGAGGUCGAUGCGUCCUGGUGGUACAUGGGCACCCUGGGCUCCCAGGUGAUGUGCGACAACAUCCCCGGGCUGGUGAACAAGCAGCGGCAGCUGUGCCGGCAGAACCCCCGAGUGAUGCAGGCCAUCGGCGCCGGGAUGAAGGACUGGAUCUCCGAGUGCCAGCACCAGUUCCGCAACCACCGCUGGAACUGCAACACCACGGCCAGAGAGCACAGCCUGUUCGGACGCCUGCUGCUGCACAGCAGCCGCGAGGUGGCCUUCAUGUACGCCAUCUCGUCGGCCGGUGUGGUCUACACUCUGGCCCGGUCCUGCAGUCAGGGGGACCUGGACUCAUGCUCCUGCGACCCCACCAAGAAGGGCUCGUCCCGGGACUCCAGAGGCUCCUUUGACUGGGGGGGCUGCAGCGACCACGUGGAGCACGCCAUGCGCUUCAGCCAGGGCUUCGUGGACGCCAAGGAGAGGAAGCAGAGGGACGCCCGGGCGCUGAUGAACCUGCACAACAACCGGGCGGGCCGGAAGGCGGUGCGGCGCUUCAUGACUCUGGAGUGUAAGUGCCACGGGGUCAGCGGGUCCUGCAGCGUGCGGACCUGCUGGCUGGCGAUGGCCGACUUCAGACGCACCGGGGAUCACCUGAGGAAGAGGUACAGCGGCGCCGUGCAGGUGGCCGUCAACCAGUACGGCACCGGCUUCACCGCCGCACACACACGCUUCAAGAGACCCAGCAAGAACGACCUGGUGUACUUCGAGGACUCGCCGGACUACUGCGUGCGGGACCACGAGUCAGGCUGGAUGGGGACAGGGGGCCGGCUGUGUAACCGGACCUCCCGCGGUGCCGACGGCUGCGAGGUGAUGUGCUGCGGCCGCGGCUACGACACGUCCCGGGUCAGCCGCACCACGCAGUGCGAGUGCAAGUUCCACUGGUGCUGCGCCGUGGUCUGCAGAGACUGCCAGCAGACGCUCGACGUGCACACCUGCAAGGGCCAGACGUGACCGGGAACACGCUAAU